Acanthaster planci (crown-of-thorns starfish) is the source of this 4952-nucleotide messenger RNA. RefSeq lists its product as uncharacterized. The record is from RefSeq and is a predicted model, not a curated record. Gene Ontology annotation, biological process: homophilic cell-cell adhesion. Lineage: Eukaryota; Metazoa; Echinodermata; Asteroidea; Valvatida; Acanthasteridae. Gene Ontology annotation, molecular function: protein binding; calcium ion binding. Gene Ontology annotation, cellular component: plasma membrane; extracellular region.
GUACAGCACGUAACGAUGCAUUAGCGUUGAGGAUUUGACAUAUGCAGAACUGUACGUUUCUUCAAUUCUAAAUUUAAUUUCCUGCUCUUUUUUUCGAGUCUGACCUCAUGAUGGUGAACUGCAGGUUUUGUAUGUUAAUGGUCAUGGUGGUAUGAGAUCGUUGAACCAAGGUAUUGAAGCGGUGCUAGCUGCCAAAGCUGCCAGAUUUAGAAUUCAAGAUUUGUAGCUGAAUAGUACUUUGGGAUGUUACUUUGAGAAUGAGUGGAGUUUAUCACGUGUACUUUGCGUUGGUACUUGCUGCUUUGAUUCGCGUCCCAGGAACUUCUGCUUAUUUCUACGGUGCAGAUUACUGGAAUCUGCGAUAUGGAGCGCAUGGAAUCAACUAUGAAACAGGUUCUGAUAUGUUCAACGGCCUUUGGUCGGCGGCGUCCAGUCUUAGUGGGGGCUACGGACGGCCAACAUCAGACUAUAGUGCAAGGUCUUGCACCUGUACCUGUAACGAGAUGGCAAUGACGGUAGAUUGCACAGGGACAACCUCAGUGACUCUGAAGAACUACAUCUUUGAUAAUGUGACCAUCAACACUUUCCACCCCGACACUACAGAGAUAACUAUUGUUGGGAAUGCCAAGAAUGUUGACAGGGAUGCAUUCCGGCUUCUGACCAAGCUCACAAAAUUGACAAUUCACAAUACAGGAAUGUCAGUCUUUCCAGAUUUGUCCAACUGUACAAGUUUAGAGGAGCUAGAUCUAACCAGGAACAAUAUUAACCUUUCUCCGUCCACCUACAAGGUCAUCACGUUUCCCAACACCUUGAAGCGAGUGAGUUUGAUGGAAAAUAGCAUCAAUUGGCUUCCAUCUGGGUUUUUCUCUGGGACCAGAAUUGAAUAUCUUGGUCUAAGCAUGAACUCACUGGCGUCAUUUCCUAGCGAUUCUCUACAAAACAUGAAGAAUCUCACCUUCCUGUCACUGGAUGCUAACCAGCUCACGUCAGUCUCUAAGAGAAACCUUCUUGCUCUGGUGCCAUCCCAGAUUCAACACCUCAACCUAAGCAAUAACAUGAUCAGCUACAUCGCACCCAAGGCACUGACUCAGUUGAAGCUGCUGAAGAUUUUAGAGUUACACAGGAAUUUUCUCACAGAUCUUCCAUCGCAAACCAUCGAUAAUAUUCCCCAGCUGUUGCACUUGGAUCUGAGCUACAACAGGUUACAGGUCCUAAGAGCUAAGGCUGUGACAAAUCUGCCGUAUCUCAGAACUUUGAUUUUACACAAUCAAGAGGAUGGUUAUGAGUUGGCGAGUAUUCAGUACAAUGCAUUCUCAGGAAUUGGAGGAAACUUGACAGAGUUAUAUCUGAGUUCCAAUGCUCUGCCCUACUUCCCUCAUGCCGUCCUGUCUGAAGAAACUUACAACCGAGUAGUGGACCUGCACAUCGAUAAUAACAUGAUCACCAACAUCACAGAGUUUAACAUUGACCAGUUUUCCAAUGAUCCAGUGUUGUACAACUACAAACAAACAUUGCAUGAUCCGUUCUCUAAGCUACUAAGCGUCAACAGACUUUACUUGCAAAGUAACAGCAUCCAAGGAAUAAACCUGGAGGAUCUGUGUCAGAUGAUGGUACUCAGGGAACUCGAUCUCAGCUCUAAUCAGCUGACAGUGACCACAUUGGAUGACCAUGCCUUCCAGUGUCUGACCUAUCUUACCACACUAUAUUUGAGCAACAAUCACUUCCAGUAUGUUCCACCUGCUGUGCAAUUCCAAGAGCGAGUCCAAAGUCUGCAGACUCUGAGUUUGACUGGCAAUGACAUAACCUAUCUUCUAAGCGGAGCAUUCUCAAACGUCACAACAUUGGCCACUCUGUAUUUGUCUAGUAACCAUAUCAUCUCUGUUGAGAAUGGCGCAUUUCCCGAAAACAUCAAUUACAUUGGAAUGUCUGGUAAUCAGUUCUACUUCUUACAUGAGAACCCAUUCACCAAUCUAUCAUCUCUGAGAACCCUUGAUUUGGCAUCCAAUGAGAUUGAUGUUAUACCAGACACUGCAUUUGAUGGCUGUACAGAUUUGUCGUACGUCGCUCUUUCAAGCAACAAGAUUGGACGGAUUCUUAUCACCACAUUUGAGGAUUGCCCGUUAUCUAGCAGCUUACACCUGUCUAACAAUGAGAUAGCUUACAUUGAGGAUGGGGCAAUUGCUCAUGUGACAUCCACCAGCUCAAUUACCCUGCAUAAUAACCGACUGACAAAGAUUCCAAUGGGAGGAACAUUUGUUAAUCUCACUCUCUCGUAUUUAUUCCUGAGUGGAAAUAAGAUUAUUGAAGUCAAAGCUGGGGCCUUCCAGAAUUUUCGAGCCUCGAAUACACUGUCUUUGCAGAAUAACGACAUUGCACACAUUGAGCCCUAUGCAUUAAACUCAGUGUCGGGCGGAAACCUGUAUUUGAGUUCCAAUCCUCUACAAACCAUCAGUUCUUACUCCUUCAACGAUGUUUCCUUCACUACAAUUGAUCUUCAGUCCAUACAACUGACAACCAUUCCAUCGUAUGCGUUUAAUGGAGUCACAGCCUCAUUAUAUUUUCACCUUCAGUCAGGAAGUCUAACAACCCUUCGUUCAAAUUCAUUCAGCGGUGUUUCAGCUGGCUAUCUCUACAUGCAGUCCAAUUCCAUUGCUGUCAUUGAAGAAGAAGCAUUCACUGGCUCUGUUAGUCAUGAUUUUCACUUGGAGAGCAACCAGAUUAAUGAUAUUCAGGGCAAGAUGUUUGGGGAUGGUACAACCAUUACAGAUUUGUAUCUACACAACAAUAUGAUUUCCUCACUUCCUGGCGACACAUUUGAUGGAGCAACUAUUACCACACUUUCAUUGUACAACAACCUCAUCACGGCUUACCCAGCCAAGGCAUUGUCCAGUCAGAAUCUCAUCAGUAUUCAGUUGAAUGAUAACCAGAUUGGGACGAUUCCUGACAAUGCGUUUGAAGGACAGAGCAGUGUAGAGACAUUGAACUUACAAAAUAACAGGUUGACUGAUAUCCCAACUGGUAUCCUGGCACCGUUAACCAGCUUGAAAUAUCUAUAUCUGAGCCAGAAUAACAUAAAUGGAGUAGCUGAAAAUAUUUUUGAUGGCUUGGCAAACCUGCAGAUAGUAGACAUUUCUAAUAAUGAGAUUACCCACUGGCCCCAAAUGCCUCACCUGCCUGACCUUCGGCAACUAGAUAUUUCAGACAACCAGAUUGCAACCAUCGGCCAAUAUGCCUUUAACAUGCUUGAUGUCCGUGUCUUCACCUCUUUAAAUCUUGCUAACAACCCUCUAGGAUGCACCUGCAACCUGUAUCUCUCUCUUCAAUUGUACAAUGCUUCCAUCACUGGUGGUGCAUGUACGACACCUAACGAGACAGCAGGUGUAACAUUUACCUAUGCCAACCAACUACUUCCAACUUACUUUCUAAAUGCACAACCAGAGCUUUUUCAAUGUGCUCCAUUUAAUGUGACAGCAACAGUGCCAGAGAUGCAAGAGAUACAGGUGGAUUGGACGGCACCUGCUAGGCAGUAUCCAGGGAGUCAAAAUGCCAUGGAUGACUGGAUUUUCGAUUUGACAUGCACCAGCAGCUCUGCACCCAAUUUGUUUCACAAUACGACCAACACCAGCCAUUUAUUCACUGCUGAAGACAGCGUAUCAAGUGGUGCUGAUUAUAUUUGCUAUGUGACUCUAACUGUGGGAAACUAUACUAGUGCACCUGAUGAAUAUGUCCCGGUAACUACACUGGAGAAUGUUGCUGAAACUAAUACCACUGUGACAACAGGGGACGAUAUUCACCUGAAUGUCAUCUACUAUGACUUCAGUGUCAGUCACCCAGACUUUACUUCUGUUGGUAAAAGCGUCAUCAGUCGUCCAAGUUACGUCCUCUCGCCUUACGGUGCCUGGCUAGCUAUCUCAGAUAAUCCUACAGGUGACUCUUUCUCACGUUGGUUUCGUCAUGACACCUCCUUGAACUAUGCCAUUGAGUCUCAGUUGGUCUUGGAGUGGCUUAAUUCCUCAGGUCUAGAGAACAGUAGCAACAGGUUCUGGUCGGACGCAUUCUACCCUGUGGAUGGUCUUGGCUUUGCUUCAGAAGGACAGAGGGACUGUGACUUUAUUCUUCAUAACUUUGGCUUCACAAGUGCAAUAAGAACUGGGAUUAUGUUCAAUGGGACUGAGAUCAUAACGGUUGGCGGCGGGGAUGAAAUCUGGGUGUAUGUCAACAAGGUCUUGGUCUUAGAGGUCCAUGGUGAUUCCUCAAGCAAUCCUGUCAGGUGUAAGAAAAUAACCCUGGCAUCGGCAGCUAGUGAAGGUGGAAGUUACCUUACACCGGAGGAGGGAACUAUUGUGAAUGGAGGUUGUCAAAUAUCGGACUCAGUCCUGGAUGAGAGGGUCUUCCUUGAGCUUCAGAUUGGUGAAUCCUACCACUUUGAUAUCUUUCACACCGAGCGUAAUCCUUGUUCCUCCGAGUUUUUCCUGGAGAUUCAAGGCAUGGACUUCCUUCCGUCUGACCCAGACAACCCUCCGGUUGACUACGCUGUCACUGUGGAGGAAGAUUUACACCUCAAUGCCAUUUUAGAAUCCAUCUGGGUGGCAGAUGCCUUCUCUACUGGACCAAACUACCAAGUCACUAUUGCAAGUGGCAAUGAAGCAAGACACUUCACCCUAAAAAACAACACAGCAGACAAUCUAUCAGCAGGUGUAGCACCAACUACAACACCAUCACCUGCUACUCAUUCUGUGAAUGGUACAGACUUCAUCAUCUGUGACUCUGAAGCAGUAAUUGUGCCAGAACCAAAUGAAGAAGCAGCACAGACCUUUGAUGUUCAUUCUGACAGAGCUCUGUUGACUCUGGCAACGGAACUUGAUUACGAAGUAGCAAUGUCGUACCUACUUCAAAUUAACGUAAUUGAUGUUAAUGCAAGCCCACAACAUGAAGGCACACUCACAGUGAAG